Molecule: messenger RNA, 2553 nt
Organism: Sesamum indicum (sesame)
Lineage: Eukaryota; Viridiplantae; Streptophyta; Magnoliopsida; Lamiales; Pedaliaceae
Product: putative inactive receptor kinase At4g23740
Biological process (GO): protein phosphorylation
Molecular function (GO): protein kinase activity; protein binding; ATP binding
Source: RefSeq, a predicted model, not a curated record
UCAAGUUCUUGAAUUCUUGGGUGUAUAAUAAUUGUUAUUGGCACUGAACCCAAAAGCUAAAGAACAAAAAGAGCUUUCUUCUUCUGCUUCUGACUCUUAUUGAAACUCCCUAAGCCCUUUUCCAGAAUCCCACUCUACUUUUUCCAGACACCAUUCUUGGGCUUUGCUUCUCUACGUCAGUUCUUUCUCCUUUUUCCCCUUCACACACACUAUAUAUUUUGUCUCCCAGCUUUUUGUUUCAGCCUCUUCUGCCAAUUCAAAAACAAAAAGAUGCAUGCUUUAUUUUGAAUACAAGUUAAAAUCUUGGAGCACAGAGAAGCAAUUUUCAUUCUUGAAAUGGAGAAGUUGCAAUCUCUUGGUUUGUAUACCUUGGUGGGAAUCAUGUUCUUGAUGUUUCAAGUAGAAGGCAGUGUUGCUGAAACUCUUCUUGAAAGUGACAAGAAUGCAUUGCUUGAUUUUGUGAACAAGCUUCCUCAUUUGAGGUCUUUGAACUGGAGUGAGGAGCUUCCAGUGUGCAGAAACUGGACUGGGAUUUCUUGCAGUGAGGAUGGGAGUAGAGUGGUAUCUGUAAGGCUACCAGGGGUGGGAUUCCAAGGACCCAUUCCAGAGAACACAUUGAGCAGGCUAUCAGCAUUGCAGAUCUUGAGCCUCAGAUCCAAUGGCAUUAAUGGGACUUUCCCACUGGACUUUGGUAACCUCAAGAAUUUAACCUCACUUUAUCUUCAGUACAACAAUUUCUCUGGUCCAUUGCCUUUGGAUUUCUCUGUUUGGAGGAACUUGAGUGUUGUUAACCUGUCAAACAAUGGGUUUAAUGGCCACAUUCCUAGUUCAUUUUCUAGUUUGAAUCAGCUUACUGCUUUGAAUCUUGCUGAAAACUCACUCUCCGGUGAGAUUCCUGAUUUGAAUUUGCCAAACUUGCAGUUGCUUAACCUGUCAGGCAAUAAUCUUGUUGGUAGUGUGCCUAGAUCACUUCAGAGGUUCCCAAAGUCAGUGUUUGUGGGUAAUAGUGACUCUUUAUUGGAUUACACUGUGACUAGCUCUCCUCUUGUUUUGGCCCCUCAUGAACAAAAUCUGAAAACCAAGAAUGUAGGGGGACUGAGUGAAAGGGCAUUGCUUGGAAUUGUAGUAGCUGGUUCUGUUCUUGGGAUUCUUGGUUUUGGUUUUAUGUUGCUUGUUUGCUUAGUUAGGAGAAAGACGGUCGACGGGCUUGGUGGGGAAUUUGAGAAAGGGGAUAUGUCACCGGGGAAGGUGAUCUCACGGAGCCAAGGUGCGAGUAAUAAGUUGGUUUUCUUUGAGGGAUGUAACUAUGCUUUUGAUUUGGAGGAUUUGUUGAGGGCUUCUGCUGAAGUGUUGGGGAAAGGUACGUUUGGGACGGCGUAUAAGGCGAUCCUGGAAGAUGGGACGAUGGUGGUGGUGAAGAGGUUGAAGGAUGUGACCGCUGGGAAGAGAGAUUUCAAGCAACAAAUGGAUGUAAUUGGGAGGAUCAAGCAUGAGAAUGUGACUGAGCUGAGGGCUUACUAUUACUCAAAGGAUGAGAAGCUCAUGGUUUAUGAUUAUUACAGUCAGGGCAGUUUGGCGUUGAUGUUACAUGGUAAACAGGGAGAAAAUACGAUUCCUCUAGACUGGGAAACCCGACUCAAGAUAGCCAUUGGCGCUGCCAGAGGCAUUGCUCGUGUCCACGCAGAAAACAAUGGGAAGCUAGUCCACGGAAACGUCAAAUCAUCGAACGUGUUUCUGAAUCCUCACCAAUUCGGUUGUGUAUCAGAUCCUGGCCUGUCGGCAGUAAUGAGUGCAUUGGCUCUGCCAAUCGCUCGUGCUGCUGGCUAUCGGGCUCCAGAGGUGACAGACACAAGAAAAUCAACGCAGCCAUCCGAUGUCUAUAGCUUUGGAGUGAUACUACUAGAACUACUCACCGGUAAGUCCCCCAUCCACAUGACUAACGGAGAUGAGGUCAUCCACUUGGUCCGGUGGGUCCAUUCGGUAGUCCGAGAAGAGUGGACCGCAGAAGUCUUUGACGUUGAGCUGCUAAGGUAUCCCAAUAUAGAGGAAGAGCUGGUAGAAAUGUUACAAAUAGGUAUGUCGUGUGUGGUAAGAAUGCCAGACCAGAGACCUAAGAUGUCGGAAGUAGUUAAAAUGGUCGAAAAUGUCCGACCGUCACUUUCCAAGAAUCCGGCAUAUUCAGACGCUAAGUCUGAAAACUCGACACCAAUGCCUCCAUCACCCGGUGCGUGAGGCAGCUUUUCCUCUCGAUCCGAGUGCUGAAAUCGCUGCCGAAUUAUAUGUUCACCACCUUGGUGAUCCCAUGUUUAAGGAAGAGUUGGUUGGUAUAUUGAUGAUCAAAUAGCUACAUUUUAGUUGAACAUAUAUGUACGUGGAGCAUUGAGCAAAGAGAUUAGUGUGAGAGUAUGUUUCUUACAUCUACCAUAUGUUUUUUCUCUAGUUACUGAUGAUGUCUUCAUCUGAAUGUUCCUGUUCUUGUCCAUGCCACCAAUUUUAUGUUGAUCUGAUGUCCUCAUUUGUGAGGCAAAAAUAAUUUAAGUUCAAGAUUCCUUG